Sphenostylis stenocarpa is the source of this 297-nucleotide messenger RNA. The record is from the annotation of a GenBank genome assembly. Lineage: Eukaryota; Viridiplantae; Streptophyta; Magnoliopsida; Fabales; Fabaceae.
AUGCCAGAUACUGUAAAACUUCCUGCUUGGGCUGAGAGUCCAGUUGAUUUUGUGCACAAGCAUAGGAUGGCUCUGGAGAGCGAGUAUGUAUCUGCUAAUUUGCAUGAGUGGAUUGAUCUCAUAUUUGGGUAUAAACAACAGGGCAAAGAGGCUAUUGCAGCAAAUAAUGUUUUCUUUUACAUUACCUAUGAAGGGACAGUGGAUAUUGAUAAAAUAUUUGACCCACAUGAUAUAAACAAGGCAAUCCUUGUGACCAAUACAAGUUGCAGAGAAACUGAGGAAAAUAGAAAAGAUUAG